Aspergillus homomorphus CBS 101889 is the source of this 1874-nucleotide messenger RNA. RefSeq names its product CCCH zinc finger DNA binding protein. The transcript has 5 exons. NCBI's taxonomy places the organism in Eukaryota, Fungi, Ascomycota, Eurotiomycetes, Eurotiales, Aspergillaceae. The record is from RefSeq and is a predicted model, not a curated record. Bases 266 to 1768 code for a protein of 500 amino acids. Gene Ontology annotation, molecular function: metal ion binding.
AAUGCUUAUCACACGGACAAGAGCUGCAGCUGGCACUAGUCAAGGCCAGAGUUCUAAAAUCGCUUGAAGAAUGGUUGGAUGUGACCUUCUUCUGCGUCACGCUCCGCCACCUGUGCCAACGACCGCUUCGAUACGCUCUUCAGGAUACAUCCAACAUGUUACUUUCCGUAUACUUGAAUGCUUCCCCUAACUCGGGCUAUAAAUAUGGGGUCAAGAAGACUCUGGAUGCGUGGGUACAGAGAGUGUCUACCAGACUACAAUCACAAUGGAUGCCAUCUGGGCCAGCCCCCCUUGUCCAUCACAAGUCGCAAUGAACCUCCUGGAGCUGAGAAAGCGAUAUGGAGGUGUACUCGCAGUCGAAGAAUGCAAAGACAGACUGAUUCAAGACCUAUUCUUCGAGGUUGAGACUCUGCAAUUCGUCCUCCACAACGAAUGCGCCAAAUUUGAACACAGAGCCCACUUUCUCAACCGAGAACUGGAUGCGUAUAAGUCGGAGAUUGGGGACUUGAAGCAUAAUCAGGCCAAAUUAAGCUACGUGUCUAUACUGGUGGAUGGUGACUGUAUGAAUUUCAAUGAUGCAUUCAUCAAAGAAGGCCACGACGGUGGCCGCAAAGCUGCACUUCUUCUGCGCCAGUCUGUCGAGCGCUACAUCCGGGACAUCGACGCUCAAGCCAGCCCAAGUCUCCAGUACAAAGUGUGCGUCUAUGCGAAUACACCCGGUCUGGAGAAGGCAUAUCGCGAAGCAAAGGUGCUGCGUUCCAACGAGACCCUCGACCCGUUCAUUCGAGGCUUCAACAUGGAAAGUAGCCAGUGCGAUUUCAUCGACGCAGGCAACGGCAAAGAAUGUUCCGAUGUCAAGAUCCGAGCAACCUUCGAGCGAGACAUCCUCGACGUCCACUGCCACCACAUCAUCUUCUGCGCCGCAACAGACAAUGGGUACGCCCGCAUCCUCGGCUCCCACCGCGGGAGCAAGCGGAUCACCCUCGUCGAGGGCGCGCCAUUCGCCUGGGAAAUUGAGCAGCUCUCCAGUGAAUUCCGGACCACCUCGUUCCCUGCGGUAUUCCGGUCUCUGAAGCUGCCCGCACGCGCCUCCUCCUUCAGCGCCGUCGCCACCGCCUCAGCCAACAUCAGCAUGACAGCUAGAUCCUCAAGCACCAGCACACCACCCUCGUCGCCUCCACGGGACUAUGCCACCAUUGCCAAGGCAAACCUCCCGCUCCCCUCCUCCACUUCCCUCAUCACCAGCAGCAGCAGCAGCAGCAGCAGCACACCCUCCUCUUCCUCGCCGACCACAUCCCAAACUCCAAGCCCCACAUCAUCAUCGUCAUCAUCAUCACUAUCCUCCACAGCCUCACCGCCAACCCUCAUAUUCGACAUCUCCCCCACCCCCAAGUCGCCAGACAAAAAACUCCACUACAACGCCCGAGACCAACGGAUCGACCCACCCCUCCGACGCCCCAGCAGCAAAGAGAACUACGAGCGCCUCCGCACCGCCAAGUACUGCAACCAGUACCACCUCCAGGACGACUGCCCAUUCGGAGAUGGCUGCAACUAUCGGCACGGGCGACGGCUGCGCGCCCAGAACCUCCAUGACCUACGGUGCAUCUCGCGGACGAGCGUGUGCGCGGAGGGGCUGUGGUGCGCGAACCGGAAGUGCGUGUGCGGGCAUCAGUGUCCGUUCGAGGAGAGAGACGAUCAUAUGCUUGAGGAGUGUCGGUUUCCUGAGGAGAUGCAUGGGGUGGAUCGGGUGGUGACGAGGGUGGAGUAGUGUGUCUGUUUGUCGACAGUUCUGUAGCGGGGUGUGUCGGCAAUGGGGUUUCGGUUGGGUAGGGAUGAUCUGUUUUUUUUAGCGGAGUUAUGGUGUAGUGGUGUAU